Acaulospora morrowiae is the source of this 1317-nucleotide messenger RNA. The record is from the annotation of a GenBank genome assembly. Lineage: Eukaryota; Fungi; Glomeromycota; Glomeromycetes; Diversisporales; Acaulosporaceae.
AUGGGUGAACCAAAUAGCUCGAAUACGCGAGGGCGCAAACCACGAAAAUAUAGCAAAUCAACCGUUAACGCGAGAGUUAACAAAAAGAAAUCAACUUCACCCAAGGUGGUCAAAAAAGAAUUACUACUACCGGACAACAGGUCGCCGCAAUUGACGCCUCCAAGCGAACCCGAUCUUCCCACAGAAUCAUCAUUCUUAUCAAUCUCAACUAUUGCCACGAUUGAUCCGUCAAUUACCGAAUUAGCAUCUAAUGAAACACAUGCAUUCAACAGUGAUCCUUCCAUAACUAGCAUUGCCAUAGAAAUAUUCAUGAACAUCUGCGAACAUCUUCCACCAAGUGAUUUAUUUUCACUCGUAUUGGUUUGCCGAAAAUUCAGAGAAAUUUUGUGCAAUGCAUCUCCCGUUGCCCAAAAGAUUUGGAAAACAUCAAGGUUGAAGUUUUUACGAUAUCUCCAAAAGCCUGCUCCACCUGGUAUGGACGAGAGGGGAUAUAUUGUUCUCAGGCAGUUGGAGAAAGGAUGUCAAUUCUGCCAAGAUCAUGGAUCUGGGUUUGUCAAAGUAUACUGGGAAUUUCGCGUGAGAUGUUGUGAAAUGUGUUUGGACAAACGGACCACGAGGCGUGAUAUAUUGUAUAUUGAUUGGAUCAUCCCCGAUAUAGUGCUUCGCACUUUACCUUAUAUAUAUCGUGGUGCCGCUCAAGUCUAUUGGACCAGCGAUGUUCACAAAGCGAUGGAACAGUACAAUGCAAUUUGUGAGAGUUGCGAAAAUGAAGAUGAGGUAUUAAAUUGGGUUGAUGACCAACAAAGAUUAGCAAACAGGAUAAUGGAAGAAGCCCCUUCUCGUGAACGAGAGGAACAUGAAGAACAGAUCUCAAAAUUAGAAGAAAGCAUUGAUAAGUCAUAUCCAAUGGUCAAUGACGUGCAGCACAUUCUCAGUAGGCAACCACAAAUAAUUCCACCCAUGAAUUUCAUGCCCAUGGGGUUGGCAAACCAUUCCCUCGUCAGCCCGUUAGUUAGUCCAAUAUCAAAUCCUGUCAUGAAUCCGCUGGUCAGUCCGAUUAGUCCGAUAAGCCCAGGCAGUCCGAUGAUAACAAAUCCGAUGGCAAAUCCGACAUUGAUGUUUGCGAAUUCGUUGCCGCAACUUAACCGGGGGCAAUACGUAGUACCGACUCAAUUUACUGGUGCAUUACCUUACAAUCGAUCUCAAUUUAUGAUCGCACCUCCUGUUCAGCGAUUAUAUCCUGCGCAGUUUAUGUCGCACAUCAACAGACAAAAUUGUUAUGGGAUAGGUCAGAUGCAACAGCUUUAUCGUUAUUAA